Molecule: messenger RNA, 3174 nt
Organism: Sorghum bicolor (sorghum)
Lineage: Eukaryota; Viridiplantae; Streptophyta; Magnoliopsida; Poales; Poaceae
Exons: 3
Coding region: 460-2778 (772 amino acids)
Molecular function (GO): calmodulin binding
Source: RefSeq, a predicted model, not a curated record
ACGGCCGCCGCCGCACCCUUCAGUUUACGCCUUCUUCUUUGUUGCGCGCACGACUGCCCCUCGCCCUCCUCUCCCCCCUCCGAAGAAGAGAAGGUGGCGCUGCCGGCCAGCUGCCUACCUUUCCAGCGAACCGCGUCGCCUCCGCCACGCUGUCCGCUACCUCUCCUCCUCAACCGCGUCGCUGCUUCGUUUGCCUCUGCGGCCGCGAGGGCGGGAGGCUCCGCCGGGGGCCUCUGCCUUCUCUUAAAGGCCAAUUUCUCAACAUGGAAUCUGAAAGCACUCUUUAACAAUUGCUUAUUGAACAGUACGGGACCUGGUUUUAAGAGAUUCUUAGUGUGUGGCUGUGCAAAGGUCUCGAAAUAAUAAAUGCCCUUUGUUGCAACAGCCUAAAACCUUUCGAGUUCAAAAGGAAGAAAAUUCAUCUGACACCAGCACCAUCUCAGCUACUGAAAGACCUCAAUGUCCAAAGAUUUGGAAAAAGGUUCAUCUAGUGUCACCACACCUACGACUUCAGUUUCACCUCUAGAGUCAAAAAAGCGUGAGAAGACUGUACCAAAUUAUCUCAGAGCUACUAGAGGCUCGUGCCAUGAUUUUUGCAAGUAUGGACACAAAAAUCCUUCUGAAGAGGAGCCGGGGUUUUCAGGAGGAAGAAGAAAGAAACUUCCUGCUCAUCUGAAUAAUUUGACUCUACACAGAUCAGCUAUCUUGGAUAGGUCCAAGGAUGUCAAAAAUAGGAGCGUUUCACUAGCCAAGUCAAGCAUAUCUCUGGGUGAAGCUGAACGGUUUGCACCCAAGAAAGCAUCAGCAAAUCGAAAAGGUGUUCCAUCCAGUGAGGUUCCCAGGACAGCUACACCAUCUGAACAUAAAUCUCCGAACUAUGAUGGAAGAAAGAUGCAUUCAAUUGUUGCACAGAAGGCUCCAACAAAUCUGAGGCGUUCAAAUGGAGUUCCAAAAAUUGAUAAAAAAGAAACAAUGCCAGCCAAGGGGGCUAUAUUUCCUGCCAAAUCAAAGUUUCCAGAGAAGACCUUGCUGGAGAAAUCUAGAAAUGUCGAUAGAGUCACAAUGGCUAAUCAAUCAUUGCACAAGAGGCCAGCCUCUUCUCACACUAAGCUCAACAUGGUUAAACAGGGGCCUGUUGCAUCUCAGGCUUCUAGCAAGCAUCUACUUUCAAAACAUAAAAAUACUCCGGAGGGACCUAUUGCAGCAAAUAUUACUAGAAUGCAUGCUAAAGCUGGACAGAGUCCUAAAAGGUCAAGCAAUUCAAAUAUAAAUGGGAAGGAAGGCUCAGAUGUGCCCAGAUCACCCCUCCCUUUGGAACCCAAGCUGACUGCUUCUGUGGAAGUACAGAUAGAUGAUCCACAAAUUACAGGGUCUUAUAUCGAUUCGACAUUGGCUGAACUCUCUUCAGUUAUUACAGUAUACGUAGACAAUUCUCAACCAGCACCAGAAGAAACAAGUAAAUCCAUUUCAGAGGACGAUGGUGUGGGAAGAACUGAAAAGAGCGAAGUAUUAGGAGGUGAAGCCCUCCUGGGAAGUACCAUUGCCCUUGAGCUGCAGCAAUCAUUAGAUGGAAAGGAAUUCAGUGCUAUCCUAGGUGAAUCUGAUCUAGAACAUAAACUACCAGAGCAUCAUGUUGUUCAUAAUCAAGCUUCAAUGGAUUAUGACAGCCAAACAGAUUAUGCAGCUCUUUGUCAAUUACCAGAAGUAGCAACUGUGGAAAAUACAGAUGUGUAUGAUCUUAUAUCAACUCAAAGUACUUCAAAAAUUGAGGAUGACCAAGUUGAAGUCAAUGCGUCUGUGGAGUCUGUAAUCUCUGAAGAUAAGGAAGAAAUGAGUGUUCAUGAAGAUUUUGAAAGAUCUCCAGGGCUACUGGUACUUGACAAAAAACAUAAUGAGGAGCCCGAGUAUUGUCUUGAUCUUGCUUCUGGAAAUGCAGCAGAGAAUGAUACGGCUGGUAAAGUUUUUGACAGUAGGAUGAACAACAGUGCUUCUCACUGCCAAUCAGUUUCAGAAACUUCAUCAGAUGGUGGACUUCUUGAGAAGCCUAAGUCCAUGCUAAUUGAACCAAGUGUUUUUGCUGGUGACGAGUUAGCAAGUAUCUGUAAUGAAAAUAGCUCUGAACAGGCCGAACUGAAAUCAAGGAUAUUUAUUCCUCUUCAGUCACCAGAAGAACUAUCGGACAAUGAAUUUUAUGAAGAGUAUGAUUUUGAAUUAAGCGAAUCAGAUGAAUCUGGUACAGAGGAUGAGGAUACAACAAUCAACAAAAAUAGGGAUGAAUCUCUGAAGUCUGGCCAAAGAUCAAGAAGAACCUCAGCACUUGAAUUGGAUGAUGCUAGUCUCACACCUUACAAAUUGAAGUUUAAGAGGGGUAAAAUUGUAGAACUCCCACCAGACAGCAUUGGCCCAAGGAGACUGAAAUUUAGAAGAAAGUCUGCAAAUGAAGCUUCAAAUCGUGAAAGCCAACCAGCCAGAAGGAUUUACAGAAGGAACAGCACCAGUAAUGCUGUUCCUACUGAUGUGGAAUCACCUGGCGUGAAACUGCGACACCAAGAUGCACAAGAGAAAAAAGAUGCACAAGGAUUGUUCAAUAAUGUAAUUGAAGAAACUGCAAGCAAGCUAGUUGAGUCCAGGAAAAGCAAGGUAAAAGCUUUAGUUGGUGCCUUUGAAACAGUGAUUUCUCUCCAGGAUGGCAAACCCACAUCAUCGACAGCACAAGCUGGUAAUUCACAAGAUUCAAUUCCUGAUGAUGAGGGACAUGCACCUGAGGAAACUGGAUAGAAUUUGCAGGCCUCUGAAAGGUUGCAAUAUUUGCACUCAUGUCUGGGUCUCCUCUUUUAUUUGGUUCCAGAAUCAAAUCUGAUUGGAAGGAUUUUGUUCAGUUUAUACAACAAAAUUUCUCCUGUAGAACGACAGUUGCGGAAAAAGUUUUACAGACAGUAUAUAGUAAUGUGUUCAAUGGAAGGAGUGCUUUGAAGUCUACUUCACUGUAAAUCAAAUGAGACACUGUAAAACCAAUUGCGCUUUUGUUUGGCUUGGGUUUCCUAAAUGAUAUUCAAAGAGUUGCUUUUGCUGCACCUACCUCUGAUUUUGUUUUCACUGUGGUGGUAGUAUUGUUUGUAUAUCAAGCACUCUGCAAUGAGAUUGAGAAUACUAAAUUUUGUUCUUUCUGAUGAA